Messenger RNA from Hibiscus syriacus, 312 nucleotides. RefSeq lists its product as uncharacterized. Bases 1 to 312 code for a protein of 103 amino acids. Lineage: Eukaryota; Viridiplantae; Streptophyta; Magnoliopsida; Malvales; Malvaceae. The transcript is spliced from 2 exons. The record is from RefSeq and is a predicted model, not a curated record.
AUGGUUACUAAAAGUAAAGUUGGUACUUUCAAGUCUAAAGUGUUUAGCACUGUGGUAAAAGACGAUGAAUCUGUGGAUGUCUUUGAGGCUUUGCAGUAUCCUUCUUGGAAGCCUCUUCCUAUUGAUUGCAAGCUAUUAAGGUGUAAGUGGUUAUUUAAGAUCAAAAUGAAGCAUGAUGGGAUGAUUGAUAGACUGAAAGCUCGCUUAGUUGCUAAGGGAUAUUCUCAAAAGGGUGGGAUUGAUUUUAAAGAGACUUUCAGUCCAGUGGUUUGCGCUGCACAAUUCGUACAGUUCUUGCUGUUAAUGUUUUAA